GCUUCAUCAGGACAACGAAGCUCUCCGACUCAUGCACAUCUGCACAGCUCUGCUGGCCUGGGGGGAGAAAAAAGUUUCCAAAGUUCACAUGGACACAGCGGUUAAUAUUGAAAACUAACUACAUUUUCGCACUUCUGUGAAGCCCGACAAGCCCUGAGGCUGAAAAAUCCAAAGCUGCUCAGCUCUCUCGGUGUCAACACUGGCUAUGUCUGGAAAAGUGUCUCAAAUUAAAGAAGCUUCGUCCUACCACUGAAAAGCCUGUGAACAAAUCCACACAUUCUUUAGGGAAAUCUUAUCUUCAAUGUUUCUUCUAAGGCAAAAGAUAACUCAGCAGCAAACAUCUCAUAGAGAUGUUGCUCCAAGGGUCUGGGGACCAUGGCCAUCUUCAAACAGCAAAUCUGAUGAUGUUAAACGACAGAAGAGAUGCAAAGGCAACCGAGAAGAGAAACUAUCUUCUGCAGAGCACCUCCGCAAACAUACCACCACACACUUUGGCUACAGCACCCUCAGGCUGUCCAUGAGGGGCCUGGUUGAGGCUCCAGCUGACCUGUGGGAGCUCCAUGAGCUAGACAAGCUCAACCUAUCCAUUAACAAUUUAUGCUCUCUACCUUCUGGCCUGGGAAAUCUGAAGAACCUUGUGGUGCUCAAUAUAUGGGGGAAUGAGUUGGAGAGACUUCCCCCUGAGAUCGGGCUCCUUCAGAACUUAAAGGUACUGUUUGCCUACUGCAACCGCCUCAGUGAGGUGCAUGAGGAAUUGAGCUACUGUGUCAAACUCGAGGUUCUCAGACUUGCCAACAACCAGCUGACAGGGCUUCCAGGUAGCUUAGUCUCCAUGCAAAGACUGGCCAAGCUAAAUUUGAGCUACAACCGUAUGUCACAUGUCCCCACUUGCAUCUACGCAAUGAAAGCCCUUGUGUUCUUGCAUAUGGCUUAUAACGUCCUGGAGAACAUUGCCAACCAGAUCCAGGAAUUAUCCAACCUCAAGAUUCUGAUAGUGGAAGGCAACAACAUUCACACUCUACCCCGGACUCUGUGCUAUUUGACUGACCUGAAGCUCCUUAAUGUCAACUUUAAUGACCUGCAGAAUGUCCCUGCAGAAAUAUACAUGCUCAAGAACCUCAAAAGGUUGGCAUGUCAUCCACUUGAUAAGGGUUUGCAUAUUGUCCAUAAUCCACUCUUGAAACCUCUACAAGAAGCGCUCCAGGGAGGACUGGAUGCUUUGUGUAACUACCUCAAACAUGCCUGAGAAAUUGUGACAGAAGACACAAACUGCCACUUUACCUAAAAGCAUAGGUUGCCAUCCCUGGUCCUGGUGUAUUUUCUGUUUAGCACAUUUUAUUUAUUUCUCUGCUCAAACACCCACUUUAUUUGUGGAAGAACAGUUAAUGAGCCAUAACACUAAAAUGUACAUGACAAAGGUUACUCCAGACUAAGGGAUAAAAACCUUUAUUAUGAAGUGUAAAGCUAAAAUAAAAUAAUAUUCCCUGGUGUUUCUACAGCAUUUGCAAAUGAUCAGGUUUGAAUCGCUGCAGUGAUUUAGUCACUGAACUAAACUAAUAUUUGAAACGUACAGCAAAUUUUACUCAUGUGGAUUAUCAGUGUAUGUUUGAGUAUUUAAUGUGCUUAUCGUGGAGUAUUUAUUGAAGCUCAUGGAGGCUUCAAUUGUUACAAGUAUUUCAAUCCACACCAGUGUUAGUGGUGCUCGCUUACACUCUGACUGAAACAUUAGACUGGAUAACUCGUGGGCAUUGGGAUCAGUGGUUGUUGAACUUGGUGGCUCUUGGCACAACCCAACCCAAUGUCCAAGGACUAUCAAGGCCAAUGCUUGAUGACAACCGAUCCUGAAGUCCAAGGACACCUUAGCAAUUGAAGUCCAAAGUGUAUCCGGUACAAGGACCACUCAGUCCAAUGUACUCACUGUAUUAAAAACCACCUAUCCCAGUGCUCAAUCACGAGCCAGUCCAACACCUAAAUUUGUAAAAUUCCUAAGCACAAGGACGCAGCCCAAUACCAAGGCUACCAAGCAAAACAAAUACUAUAUUUGUGAGAUCACUGUUUUUAAAAAUCACACUAUCCUCAUGUUGUGACAAUGCUAACUAUUGGUAAGUAUUUCUAUGAUAACUGAUAAAUAUUAAUAAAUCACAUUACGUAUACUGCUGGCUGUUUUAAUCAGGAGACGCUAAGCAUUAGGCACAUUUACUGUUUGUAUGUCCUUUUCAAGGACAACCGUUUAAUACGCUAGUAAUUAUGGAAAUAAAAUUAAGCUUUAAACUGCCGUUUGACUUAUCAACCACACGAGUGAACGAUCUAUAACACUGAUUUUAAUUAUAAUUUCUUGUUUAGAAAUGCGAGUAUGGUUUAUUAAUUGUACUGUAAGUUGAGACAGAAUCAGUCAAACCCGUCAAUGAAUGUUGUGUAACCCAUAACAUGUGUUGUCCUUUUGUCAACCUGGGUUAUAAGAGUAGCAUCUCUAUUUCAGUCUUGUGUUUUAGUCCUGUUAAAGCUGUGAGCUUAACACCACACAGCUUUUAUCACAGGUCAGGAAAGUUCUAGACCACUUGAUCCUACUUUGCCCAACACACUCAAACACAUAUAUUGCUGUAUUUAUGGCUGAUGUUAUUGAACCAAACACUGCAGAUGCUGAACUUUAAAGAAUGG
This is a messenger RNA of Tachysurus fulvidraco (yellow catfish), 2658 nucleotides long. RefSeq names its product leucine-rich repeat-containing protein 30. Gene Ontology annotation, molecular function: protein binding. The record is from RefSeq and is a predicted model, not a curated record. Lineage: Eukaryota; Metazoa; Chordata; Actinopteri; Siluriformes; Bagridae. The coding region runs from base 302 to 1246 and encodes 314 amino acids. The transcript has 2 exons.